This is a messenger RNA of Chenopodium quinoa (quinoa), 528 nucleotides long. RefSeq lists its product as uncharacterized. The record is from RefSeq and is a predicted model, not a curated record. Lineage: Eukaryota; Viridiplantae; Streptophyta; Magnoliopsida; Caryophyllales; Amaranthaceae. The transcript has a single exon. Bases 1 to 528 code for a protein of 175 amino acids.
AUGAAAUCCAAGCCUCCUGAACAUUUCGAUUUGAAAGAGGCUCAAGGUAUUGACCCUUCUCAUAGAACACAUCUUCCGGACUUCAAUUUUAAGCCAACUAAAAAACGUUCAAAAUCAGUGGUUAUUGGUAAGUGGUACUGCCCUUUUUUGUUCAUCAAAGAUGGGAGGGUGAAAGAUCAAAUGAUAGAGGACGUCUUCUAUGAAAUGACACUUGAGCAAAGAUGGGAACGGAUAUAUGGUGCUGAGAGGGAUUACGGCGAGGAAAAGAUGAUAACACUCGAUGUGGUGGUUCCAACAGAAAUGGUAAGGAUUGCAGGGCAGAAAGCUACACAAGAAGAGAAAAUUGAUAACAGAGGAGUGGUGUGGUUUAAGGCUAUAGAUGGAAGCGGGACAGAAACCCGAGUUGGGCUGAGCUCAUUGAUUAUAGAAAGAAUAAUGUGGGAAGAAAAAAGAGUUGGAUGGGUUACAAAGAAAGAGAAGUGGAUUAGGGUCAUAAGAGAAAAGGAAUAUGAAGGCAUGGGACACUGA